This is a messenger RNA of Cryptococcus wingfieldii CBS 7118, 792 nucleotides long. RefSeq lists its product as hypothetical. The coding region runs from base 1 to 792 and encodes 263 amino acids. The transcript is spliced from 3 exons. The record is from RefSeq and is a predicted model, not a curated record. Lineage: Eukaryota; Fungi; Basidiomycota; Tremellomycetes; Tremellales; Cryptococcaceae.
AUGAAGCUCACUCUCCCCCUCACCGUCUCCCUCUCCCUCCUCGCCUCCCUCGCCAUCGCCUCCCCGACCCCUCUCAACACCGACAACACCCUCGCAGCCCGCGAACACUCGGGCCACCUUAUUGCUGCCCGCAACGUCGCCGCUGCCGCCCACGUGGCGGACUACGUCCUCAAGCGACAGGAGGAUGCGCCCGCUGACAGUGGUGCCACGACCGGCGAUGGGAGCGAUGAUGGGAGCGACGAUGGGAGCGACGAUGGGAGCGACGAUGGGAGCGACGAUGGGAGCGACGAUUCCUCGUCGGAUGACUCGGGCACGUCUGAUACAGACUCUGGCGACGAUGGCUCGGACGGUUCUUCGGCUUCUGCGACGGACUCUUCUGCCGACGACGGAAGUGCUGAGGCGACCGAUUCGACUUCGGACGACGGAAGUGCCGAGGAAACCGACUCGAGCCCUGAAGAUGGUACCGGCGAGGCGACUGCCAGUGCGACCGACUCUUCUGAGGGUACCGAAGAGACCGCUUCUAGUAUCGCCGAAGGCUCCUCUAGCGCCGCGGCCACGACUUCGGCCAACACUGCCAGGUCUUCCGGCUUGACCAGGUACAACACCACUACAAGGGCCUCGUCCAGUGUCGUCGGCACUUCGGCUGCUCAGACUACCGGAGCCGCCUCCUCUUCUUCCGCCUCUUCCAGCGCCGGCCAGCUCGGUGCUGCCAUCCCUGCUGGUUUCAGUGGUCUCUCCUUCCUCUCUUUGGCCCUCGCUGGCGGUCUUGGAGCCGCUCGAAUCCUCUUCUAG